Jaculus jaculus (lesser Egyptian jerboa) is the source of this 6403-nucleotide messenger RNA. RefSeq names its product protein argonaute-4. Gene Ontology annotation, molecular function: RNA binding; protein binding. NCBI's taxonomy places the organism in Eukaryota, Metazoa, Chordata, Mammalia, Rodentia, Dipodidae. The record is from RefSeq and is a predicted model, not a curated record. Bases 127 to 2703 code for a protein of 858 amino acids. The transcript is spliced from 18 exons.
GCCUUGACUGACAGCCUUCAGGGAGCGCGGGCUGGAGCGCAGGCUGCUUGGGAGUGAGUGGACUGCUCCGCUGGCUGCUCAGGUGACUGGACUGGCGGUGUGCCUCGCUGACCAGAGUUGCUGGCCAUGGAACCAGGACCUCCAACCAGCCUCUUUCAGCCACCUCGUCGUCCUGGCCUUGGAACUGUUGGGAAACCAAUUCGGCUGUUAGCCAAUCAUUUUCAGGUUCAGAUCCCUAAAAUCGAUGUGUAUCACUAUGAUGUGGAUAUUAAACCAGAAAAAAGGCCUCGUAGAGUCAAUAGGGAGGUAGUGGACACAAUGGUGCGGCAUUUCAAGAUGCAAAUAUUUGGUGAUCGGCAGCCUGGCUAUGAUGGCAAAAGAAACAUGUAUACAGCACAUCCAUUGCCAAUUGGACGGGAUAGGGUUGACAUGGAGGUGACUCUCCCGGGUGAGGGUAAAGACCAAACUUUCAAGGUGUCUGUUCAGUGGGUAUCAGUUGUGAGCCUUCAGUUACUUUUGGAAGCUUUAGCUGGGCACUUGAAUGAAGUCCCAGAUGACUCAGUACAAGCACUUGAUGUUAUUACCAGGCAUCUUCCCUCUAUGAGGUACACUCCAGUGGGCCGUUCUUUUUUCUCACCUCCCGAAGGUUACUACCACCCUCUGGGAGGAGGCAGAGAGGUUUGGUUUGGCUUCCACCAGUCUGUGAGACCUGCCAUGUGGAACAUGAUGCUCAAUAUUGAUGUAUCCGCAACUGCUUUCUACCGAGCUCAGCCUAUCAUUGAGUUCAUGUGUGAGGUUUUAGACAUUCAGAACAUCAAUGAACAGACCAAACCUCUUACAGACUCCCAGCGUGUCAAGUUUACCAAAGAAAUCAGAGGUCUCAAAGUUGAGGUGACGCACUGUGGACAGAUGAAACGAAAAUAUCGAGUUUGUAAUGUGACUAGACGCCCAGCCAGUCAUCAAACAUUUCCUUUGCAGCUAGAGAAUGGUCAAGCAAUGGAAUGUACGGUAGCUCAGUAUUUCAAGCAGAAGUACAGUCUGCAGCUGAAGCACCCCCAUCUCCCCUGUCUCCAGGUGGGCCAGGAGCAAAAGCACACGUACCUGCCACUUGAGGUCUGUAACAUAGUAGCAGGACAGCGGUGCAUAAAGAAGCUCACUGACAACCAGACAUCCACAAUGAUCAAAGCCACGGCAAGAUCGGCUCCCGACAGACAGGAAGAGAUCAGUAGACUGGUGAAGAGUAACAGCAUGGUGGGUGGACCUGAUCCAUACCUUAAGGAAUUUGGGAUUGUUGUCCACAAUGAAAUGACAGAACUCACAGGCAGGGUACUUCCAGCGCCAAUGCUGCAAUACGGAGGCCGGAAUAAAACGGUAGCCACACCCAACCAGGGUGUCUGGGACAUGCGAGGAAAGCAGUUUUAUGCUGGCAUUGAAAUUAAAGUUUGGGCAGUGGCUUGUUUUGCACCUCAGAAACAAUGUAGGGAAGAUUUACUGAAGAGUUUCACAGACCAGCUGCGUAAAAUCUCCAAGGAUGCAGGGAUGCCCAUCCAGGGCCAGCCAUGCUUCUGCAAGUACGCACAAGGUGCAGACAGCGUGGAGCCCAUGUUUAAACAUCUGAAAAUGACCUAUGUGGGCCUUCAGCUGAUAGUGGUUAUCUUGCCUGGAAAGACACCUGUGUAUGCUGAGGUGAAGCGUGUUGGAGAUACCCUUCUAGGUAUGGCCACACAGUGUGUCCAGGUAAAAAACGUUGUGAAGACCUCACCCCAAACACUUUCCAACCUUUGCUUGAAGAUAAAUGCCAAGCUUGGAGGAAUUAACAACGUGCUUGUGCCUCAUCAGAGGCCCUCGGUGUUCCAGCAGCCUGUCAUCUUCCUGGGAGCAGAUGUCACGCAUCCCCCUGCGGGGGAUGGGAAGAAGCCCUCCAUUGCAGCUGUGGUGGGCAGCAUGGAUGGCCAUCCCAGCCGGUACUGUGCCACGGUCCGGGUGCAGACAUCCCGGCAGGAGAUAUCCCAGGAGCUCCUCUAUAGUCAGGAGGUUAUCCAGGACCUGACUAACAUGGUUCGAGAGCUGCUGAUCCAGUUCUACAAGUCCACACGCUUCAAACCCACUCGCAUCAUCUACUACCGUGGAGGGGUAUCAGAGGGACAGAUGAAACAGGUAGCUUGGCCUGAGCUGAUAGCAAUUCGAAAGGCAUGUAUAAGCUUGGAAGAAGACUAUCGGCCAGGAAUAACAUAUGUAGUGGUGCAGAAAAGGCACCACACGCGACUCUUCUGUGCAGAUAAAACAGAAAGGGUGGGGAAAAGUGGCAAUGUCCCAGCAGGCACUACGGUGGAUAGUACCAUCACCCAUCCAUCUGAGUUUGACUUUUACCUCUGUAGUCAUGCAGGAAUUCAGGGAACCAGCCGUCCUUCACAUUACCAGGUCUUGUGGGAUGACAACUGCUUCACCGCAGAUGAGCUCCAGCUACUGACUUACCAGCUGUGUCACACCUAUGUGAGGUGCACACGCUCAGUCUCUAUUCCAGCCCCUGCCUAUUAUGCCCGGCUCGUAGCAUUUAGGGCAAGGUAUCACCUGGUGGAUAAAGAUCAUGACAGUGCGGAAGGCAGUCAUGUGUCAGGACAGAGCAACGGCCGAGACCCUCAGGCCUUGGCUAAGGCCGUGCAGAUCCACCAUGAUACCCAACACACGAUGUAUUUUGCCUGAAAGUCUCAGAAAAAGAACUCAACGAAUUUGGCACCCCAUGCAGCCUCAAAUCCUUUCAAAUCUGCACCACCUCUAGAUAGACCCAAGUUGACUUCAGGUGGUCCUUCUACCAGCAGCGCGGAAUAGUUGCACUGACUCUGUAUUCUGCAGCACUGUCUGAUGCAUCGACAAAAUUGAGCCAUUUUUUUUAAAGUAAUAGAUACUCAUAGAUUAUCUUUUCUGAUGCACUGGACAGAAUUUUUACCUCAACGUGCAAAGGCGAUCAGCCUGAUCUUUUAAAGGACUUUCCAAGAAAGGUUUCUAUGGAGUAUUUUGCUAGCUGUGGAGUUCACCGCGUCCCUCUAGUCUUAGAGGGGAAGAGGAACUUUUUUCUGUUCAUGGAGUAGGGUGUGCGCAUAAGGGAGAGAGAAACCAAACAGUCUACUUCAGUUCUGUGUAAACUAUUUAAUUGGGUGGACCCAUAGACCUUUUUAAUGGAGAUUUCUAACUUUGCCACUGUAAAUGCCUUUAACGAGCAUUAAUUUUUGAAAGUUUUACAGAGUUUUAUUCCUUUUCCUACUUCACCUUGUUGAUCUUUGCAGACCUGUGUUGGUGCAAGGACAUGUUCCCAGUCGGUUGCACAAUGUUUGGCUGCAGAUUCAAACUGGCAGUUCUCAUUUUUGGUUGACUUUUGUGAAUGUGUGACUUAACAGCUGUGAUACAUAUCACAGGGACAGACAACACUGCCAUGGCAAAAGUACUCAUGUUUCUCCCUGUUUGAAAAAAAAGUUAGCUUUUGGUAUUUUUCCAAGUUUUCAAAAGUGCCCAUUUUAUGCUGCUGUGUGGUUUGUUAGAUCUAAAUGAUUUGUAAACUUUUCUCAUAGAAAGUUAACUUUGGCAAUAAGCAUUUUUUUAAAGGUUCCCCUCCUCCUCCCCAUGACAAUGUAGUUUUCUAGAUGAGAUUUCGGUAUGAUUUUAUGAGCUAUUUCUUAUAUAGCAUAACCUGGAAAUUUCUGAAACCAGUCAAAAAAGACAUAUAUUUCCAUGCCUUUUUAAAGAAUUGUUUUUACCUGUUUUGUAAUCACGUUGGUGUCCUAUCACUUUGUUUUAAAAUAAGCCAGAACCAGGAUGCUUCCUUACUGGGUGGGCUUUUUUUGCCAGUCUUCGGGCACACUGAGUGAUGCUGCUCUUGCAGAAAUGUACCAGCAUUUAUCCUCCCCCCCAGCGCCCCACCAGAAUCAUUUCUCACACAAUUAUUUGCAGUGCAAUUUUUUUUUCUUUUCUGUCAACCUGAAAUGUACUUGGUGGGUUUUCCUUUCUUUUAUUCAACUAAAACUGCAUAGAAAAGGUUGACUUUUUUUUUUCUUCCUGGUAAUAGAUUCUGGAUUCCACUCAUAGGGAGACAGGAUUCCUUCCUUGUCCAGACAAAGGAACUUGAUCUAAAGCAGUUAAAAUGUAGGGGAAAAUGUCAUCUGUAUUUACUGUAGAUAAUAAUACUUCGUAAUGGACGACAGUUACAUAAUCUAUGUAGUUCCAGCCAGUGUUUCCCAGCCCACAUUUUACUCUAUCCUGGAAUGGCAGGAUUGGGAGAUGAGGGGCUCUGUAUGGCUGAGGAAGGUGCUGGACAAAGGUAGACACAGUGCCGUUUUGUGUCUGGAGACUGUUCGUGGGAAACACUGGUCAGAUGGUGAAGGGUAUAUUUGCUUGAACUCCUUCCUUGGUCCAAAUCUGUCAAACUAGCCUUCUCAAAAUCCCAGCAAUAUAAAGCACUGUUUUUCUUCAGUCUUUUAAACAAGCUUGUAAAUACAUUAAUGUUUACAUUUCCACGUGCUGUUGCUCAGUGGCGCCAACCAGUGUUUGCUGAGACUGAUCUCCGAGAGUUUUAUAAUGUCAGUCAAGUUCUAUGGCGCAUUAUGAUGAGUGCAGACGUCCUUAACUCUACCAACAGUGGGAAGAAAGCAAGUUCCACGGCCGAAGCACAACAUAGGCAGGAGGGAAGAGACAGCAGAUGUUCAUUUCCUAAGAUUUUCCUUUUUUGCAAAUACCUCACUUGGAUAAUACAAAUCAGGACAUGUUGGCGAGGAGCUGGCUGCUGCUUUUAUUCACACUUGUUCAGGGAGAACACAGAAAACACUCUUCAGCACAGCCGCUCUGGACCCAAGAGGAGGAAAAAUGGAAGCUUUUUAGGAGGAGUACUCCCCUGAAGUACAAGAUGGGAAGAACUCUUGGUGACUGGCUGGCUGGCCAGCGGGCACCACACCUGCACUUGAGUGCCUCGGGCUUGCUCGUUCAAUGCACGGAAGAGCUCUCGCUGUCUCCUGGCAUCUGUGGAGCAGGGAGCAAGGCCAGGUGCCCACACACCCGGAUCCCCUUCCCUGCACUUGGGCUCUACGCUUAACUUUAAACAGUACGUUUGUAAGGCCUCAGUCAGUCCUCGUUUGCUGGGGCCAAUCAACGUGGUGGUGGAGGAAAAGCCGGGAGGCCUAUUUUUAUAGGAAAAUAGUACCAUUAAGGGUGCAAUGCUGUCAUUUUGGACAAAAGGAAAGAAAUAUGGAAGAAGUAGGAUUAUUGGAAACAAUUUGCUGAGGGGAGACUCUUUAAGAGGAAAUCACUGCAGAACCAGUUGCUGUAACACUAUCGCCAGCAACUCUUGGUGCAUAGUUUUAAUUUAGGUUUGAGAGCUCACAUAGGCAAUCCCCUCGAGACUGAAUCGUUAUGCAUGUGUCAAUCAACGGGAGGUGUGCAUUCUCUAGAAGUAGUGUUAGGCUGCUUUUUUGUUUUUGCUUUUGUUUUUGUUUUUAAUGCAGCCUACUUAGGCCCUGUCAUGUGGCGUGAAAGAUUUAAAUGUAGCAAUGCUAAAAUAACAGUUUGGGGAUAAGGAGCAGGACAGGAAGAGAGUGGUGAAGACCCAAAUGUUGAACCAAUUAUAUUUUGUUGUUGUUAGAUGUUGAAUCCUGAGCGGUUUAUAAAGUGAGCCAGCUGGCUUCAUGAAGCCAGUGUUCUGGGCAGGCAAAAACACAUUCAUUCUUACUGUAAAUUCUCUUUGCUGCUUCCAAAGGUGAUAAUUUCCAAGCAGCUAUGUUCUCUAUGGUCUGUCUGGUGCCCAGCCUAUAUAUAUGAGCUUAUCUACCUGGCUGAGCUACCUACCCCUUCCCAUAGGAAAAGGUAGACACUGUUUAACUAGGCUUACCCCCUCCACCCUGCCCUAGCCACCCUUUGAGGGUGUCUUGCUCAGUAGCAGUGUGGUAGCUCUGCUUUCAUUUUAAGAAAGUGGAGCUAAGGGCAUUGUAUCAAUACUGCAUCAACUCCAAGAAUUGUUCCUUCUCACAUUAAAGAAAGGAUCUUGUUAUCAAUGAACUGUUUUUGUAUCCCUUGCUAUUGACAUAUUCCUGAUCUUUCUAUGUCUAGUGGCUGAACAUGUUUGUAUCUGCUCAUUUGACUAAUGGCGUGAUUUUUUUUUUGUUUCAAUAUGGUUAGACUUGUAAUAUUUCAAAAUGUAUUUUAUUAAUUUGGACUGGAUGUAUGUCUCUAGCAAUACGAGGUACUUUCUAAGCUAUUAAGGGAGGGCUCAUUUAAAUUUUACUUUUUUUUUUGGCCUGCAGGGAUAUUUUAUGUUUAUGUGUCCAAAAAGAGAGAGAGAGAAAAAAAUAUGAAUAAAUUGGCAUUCUUGUGCCAAAACUUGUUCUUCUUGUCAGUUGUCUAAUAAAUGUGCUACAUAGUA